This is a messenger RNA of Phodopus roborovskii (desert hamster), 4079 nucleotides long. RefSeq names its product sphingosine-1-phosphate phosphatase 1 (gene Sgpp1). The transcript has 3 exons. Lineage: Eukaryota; Metazoa; Chordata; Mammalia; Rodentia; Cricetidae. Gene Ontology annotation, biological process: sphingosine metabolic process; phospholipid dephosphorylation. Gene Ontology annotation, cellular component: endoplasmic reticulum membrane. The record is from RefSeq and is a predicted model, not a curated record. The coding region runs from base 161 to 1459 and encodes 432 amino acids. Gene Ontology annotation, molecular function: sphingosine-1-phosphate phosphatase activity.
GCGCCAGGGGAGGGGCGCGCGGGGCGCAGGGCGCGCGCGGCGGCCGCUGCGGCCUGUUGGCGCGGUCGCCGGCAGCCUCGAGCGAGUCGAGCUAGGGGCCGUGGCGGCUGUGACUGGCGGGGAGCGCGUGUCCGGAUCAGUUCCCUAGUGGCCCGCGACCAUGUCCCUGGGGCAGCGGCUGGCGCUGCUGGCUGUCCGUCUGCAGGAGCCGCAGCGGGUGGCGAGCUUCCAGCGUUUGUGCGGAGUGGAGGCGCCGCUCGGCAAGCCGGCGGAGGGCGAGGAUGCCGAGAGCGAGGUUCGCGGGGCGGCGGGGAACCCUCGGCGACGGGGACAGCAGCCGGGCGUGGAGCGCAGCCCUGGCCCCGCCAAGCCCGACUGCUGCGGCGCCCCCAACGGCGUACGCAACGGGCUGGCUUCCGAGCCGGGCCCAACCGGGCCCCGCCGCGCGGGCUCUCUGCGCCGCAACUCGCUGACGGGCGAGGAGGGCGAGCCGGUCAGGGUGAGCAACUGGCCGCUCUACUACCUGUUCUGCUUCGGCACCGAGCUGGGCAAUGAGCUCUUCUACAUCUUCUUCUUCCCUUUCUGGAUCUGGAACCUCGACCCUUUUGUGGGCCGGAGGCUGGUGAUCAUCUGGGUGCUGGUCAUGUACCUGGGCCAGUGCACCAAGGAUAUCAUCCGCUGGCCGCGGCCGGCCUCGCCUCCCGUUGCCAAGCUAGAGGUUUUCUACAACUCAGAGUACAGCAUGCCCUCCACGCAUGCCAUGUCCGGCACCGCCAUCCCCAUCGCCAUGGUCCUGCUCACCUACGGCCGCUGGCAGUACCCUCUUAUAUAUGGGCUGAUUCUCAUUCCCUGCUGGAGUUCUCUGGUUUGCCUAAGUAGAGUCUACAUGGGAAUGCACUCCAUCCUGGAUGUUAUCGCUGGGUUCCUGUAUACCAUUUUAAUCUUACUUAUCUUCUACCCACUUGUGGACCUGAUUGACAACUUCAAUCAAACUUACAAAUAUGCUCCGUUCAUCAUCAUCGGUCUCCACUUAGUUUUGGGCAUCUUUUCUUUCACUCUUGACACCUGGAGCACAUCCCGAGGAGACACGGCUGAGAUUCUGGGAAGUGGUGCUGGAAUCGCAUGUGGUUCUCAUGCUACUUAUAACCUGGGCCUAUUAUUAGACCCUUCUCCACACACGUUCCCCUUAGCCAGCCCCCCACUUACUGUAACUCUGUUUGGAAAAGCCAUAUUACGGGUCGUCAUAGGAAUGCUGUUUGUACUGAUCGUAAGAGAUAUAAUGAAGAAGAUCACCAUUCCUUUAGCCUGUAAACUCUUCAGUAUCCCAUGUGAUGAUAUGCGUCAAGCCAGGCAGCACAUGGAGGUAGAGCUUCCAUACCGGUACAUAACCUACGGGAUGGUUGGUUUCUCCAUCACAUUUUUGGUUCCCUACGUAUUUUCCUUUAUUGGUAUCUCUUGAUGGAGAAAUAGUGUUUAUUAUAAGAAAGGAGGCUACCAGUUAUAUCUAAAACUAUUCUCCAGGUAAAACUCAGAUCAGAGGCUUUUGCAAGAAUUUAACUUAAAUAAGUAAAUUCUGCGGUCAGUGCAUUUGAUCAUUGCACAUCCAGAUGUUUUAGGUGGGCUGAGCUCCUUCAGUACUAGGAAGUGGUGUGCCCGUUUAGAAUGUUCACAAAAUGUCUGGAGAGUUCUGUGCUGUUACAAAUUGUAGUUAUAUAUAAUAUAUAUUAAGGUAUACAGUGUGCAAAUGUGUAUCUAGUAUAUAUAUAUUAUAUAUAUAUUUUAUAUAUAUAUGUAAUUAUUUGUCUAAGAACUGUGGGGUGUAUUGGAAAAUCAAUAAUGAUAUGCAGUUGUGCCCGCGUUUUUGGAAUUAAUGCAGGCAUGUUGUUAUUAACAGAUAGGUUUAAUGUCUAUUUCCUAUGAGAGCCAUUUCCUAGUUGAAUUGAUAAAUACCAGACAGAUUCCAUAUGCUACCACAUACUGAUUUACUGCCUCUUUUUACACUGCCAUCCCCUUUCAUGUUAUCCAUGAUGUUGAACAUGGGAGGCAUUUUUAAUGGACCACGUUUUUUGGAAAAGUUUAUAUUUUGGAUGUCUUUUUUUUUUUCUUUUUUCUUUCCUGCAGCUACCAUAGGUGACUUGGUGACUUUUAUUUGUGAAGCUCCCAGGCACACCCUAGACACACAAUACAAAGGAAAGCAGGAGAUGGCCACACAGUCACUAAGGGAAGUCACAAGGCAUCUCCUACCCAGUUCAAUCCCCAUUACACAGGUUCUCUCCUGCUGCAGAAAACCCCUGAAGAGCAAGCAGCCCAACAUGUAGCUUAGGCAUUAGGGAACCUGCCCUCCCCUCCCCAGGAUGAAGAACAGGUCUGGGCCAGCCAAAGUGCUUCUCUGGGUACAAGAGGCAGGGCACCCCAGGCAGUUCCCACUCCUGGGCUAUUUGGGGUUGGCCCCUGGCUCCUCUUUUGGGCUGAGGCUGGAGUUUCACUUUUCAAUGAUAGCCCCACCUGACCGUUCCUUAGGCACAAUGGAGACAGCAGGCCACAGUAGCUCCCCAGGCUUUAGUGGGACAGAAAGGCAGGGUAGGCAGGACAGCCAACAGAGCCUAUGGCUAAGUUUGCAGUAUGUUUAAUAACAGCAGCUUUCAGCCCCUUUCCCUGGGCAUCAUUCCCCACAGUGGACCUGGGUUAGUCCAGCAAGGAGAGAUGGUCAUCUGCAAUCCAGACAGGAAGUAGAUACCUACACACACCACACUGACACACAUAUGUACUCAGGGGACCAACAGGACAUAAGGCAAAGACCCUCCCCUGCCUCUGGUCUGUUUUUUGGAUUUCUUUCUUUCUUUCUUUUUUUUUUUUUUUUUUUUAAUGUUCUGUACACUGUGUUGAAUGUACUUUUUUCCCCCUCAAUUGUUUUGGUCAUCAGUUUAAUAAUUCAGGUACUGAAUUUGAUUGUUGCUAACUGUGCCUUUCUUUUGCUGGGUUAAGAGACACCAUGUAUACUGUGAUGUAAAAGUGAGACUCUAAUUCUACCUUAAGCUACAUAAUCAGGCAAAUGUUUUAGAAAUAUAUAUGUCAACCUAACAGAGAUAGAAGCAAAUGACCCAUAACUCUUUAGUCUUUUUUUUAGGAAGAAAUGUGGAAUAGUUAAAUUUUCUCACUAAUUUAUUGGGAAGCUAAAAGGAUAAGUAUUUCCAUUUUUGUAGGCAUUUUUCUGCGUGUUAUAGGAACAAUAUAUAUCUUAUGUACAUCAUCUCGAUUGUUUAUAGUACAGGCAAAUAUUUCCAGUGAGAGGAAAUAUAAUUGAGGUUUAUAGAUGAGACAGUGUACACCCUUUCUAUGUAAACAAGCCAUUUUUCUAAAUUAUUUGAAAAGGAUGAUUGGAUUUCCCACUGUUAACUUUGAACACCAACUCACUAGCAACCUAAGGUAGACUCUAAAAUCCAAGCAUGAUGUAUCAGUAGUUUAGGCUCUAUUCUUUUCCCAGCUUAUUAUUUUUACAGUGGGAGACCUUUUUUUUAUGUCUGCCUUUAUAUUUUGAAGUGUGACUAUAAUUAGGCUAACAUUACAUUUAUUUAUAGUGAGCUUUUCAUAAAGAAGAGAACUAACUUUCUGUAUAAAUGAGCAUCAGGUAUGGAGCUAACGACUUCAGUGCAAUAUCUCCUGUUACUCAGAAGGAAAUGUUUCUAUUUUGGACAACAUAAAUAUUUGAGCUCAUAUUUUUAUAAUCCUGAUUGAAAACUUAGGGGCCUGGUAAUUUUUACCCAAACGGAAUCUGAUCAACUUAAGCCAGUAAAUUUGGGUCCUUUGGCUGCCAGGAGAAGAAAGAAGGUGCUUAGGAAACCGUCGGUACGCUGGAAGCCAGGAAGCUUCCCCAAAAGGUGUGCUUAGUGCAUUGAAUAAAAGGAGGGGUCCCACAUUUUGGGUCUACUACCCUAUUAAUUUUUUUUUUUUUUGUGUGUGUGUGUGUAGCUUAUAAAGAAUUUGAAAAUACUCUAUUUGUGUUUUGUUAUUUUUUGUUUGUUUGAUGACAGCUCUAUGCUAAAUGUAUUUUAAAAUAAAAGCCAAAUUCCAGAUUGAAA